Molecule: messenger RNA, 3951 nt
Organism: Nicrophorus vespilloides
Lineage: Eukaryota; Metazoa; Arthropoda; Insecta; Coleoptera; Silphidae
Product: claspin
Exons: 15
Coding region: 82-3885 (1267 amino acids)
Biological process (GO): mitotic G2 DNA damage checkpoint signaling; activation of protein kinase activity; mitotic DNA replication checkpoint signaling
Molecular function (GO): anaphase-promoting complex binding
Source: RefSeq, a predicted model, not a curated record
UCUUCAAGAAAGUAUAUUUUGUGGUCAACAGUUUAAUACAAUCAAUUGCAUUUAUUUAAUUUUAAAUGAUAAGACUGUAAAAUGUUAGAAGAAACAGAGUUAAGAACAGUUGUGCAAAUUAAUGAUAUUUGUGGAACAAACGAUAACGAAAUUGUGCAAGAAAGCAAAAUGAUGAAUGAAGAACAUGAUGUUAGUCCAAGCAAAAUACGUAAUAAUAAACAAAUUACAGUUUUGCAAGUGAUUGAUUGUAACAAAAUUACAGCAGUAGAAAACAGUGAUGAUUUUGAAAUUAAUAAGAAAACAUCUCCUCCAGUUAUUGCUAAUGAUAGAGAGGAAGGGGGUUUAGAAAAUUCUUUAAAUGAAAGAGAAGAUAGUUCAAUUAUAAUUAAACCAAAGAAACUAAGAAUUGUUGACAGUGAUAGUGAAUAUGAGGGUGAUAAAGAUGAACUUAAUAUUGAAGAAACACAUAAAAAUGAAGCAGGUGAAUGUCAGCAGAGCAAUGAUUCUAAAGUAUACGAUAUUAAUAAUAAAGGAGAACUGGUACCAGAAGGUGAUUUCAAACAUAAAAUUGCCUUGACCAACCUCUGUGAUUCUGAAUCAGAAGAAGAGAUUGAUAACAGAGACAUAAGUAAUUAUACUUCUGAGAAUGUAGAACCUAUUAAGUACAAAAAGAAACCCAAGAAGAAGGAUUCUGAGUUGGAGCCAAAAAAAAUGACUGCAAAGGAAGCUGCAGAACAGAGAAAAGAAAUAGAGUCAGAUUCACAAAGAAGAGUUAGAGAAAAACAUGUUUCAUUACCAUACCAUGUACCAAAACAAAGAACUUUAAAGGAGUUUAUGAAAUUUAGGAAAAGAUUUGCUAGUGCUGUUCCAAAAGAAGCAAUCCACAAAUCUGCAUCUGUGGCUAUUAAAAUGACAGAAGAACAGCUUAAAAUUGUUUCGAAAAAUCUGAAAGAGCGAGAAAAAGAAGUUGAAGAGUUCUUCAAGUCUGAAAGUGAAGAAGAGGAUGAUGAGGAAGUAAUUGAAACAAAGAAAGAUUGUGAUAAAGUUGAUGGAGAUAAAGCAGAAAUGGAAUUGAAUGAGAAUAGUGAAGUAAAAUCAUUGGAGAUAAUUACAGUUGAAAAUCAAGAUAAUGAAGAAAGUGCACCUGUUGAAAUACCUGUUGUUAUGGAUACUGAAGAAGCUCUUAAGAUUACAGAAAAUAACCAAGUGGAGACUAAUGUAAUUCUAACAGAGGAUCAAAUGGCAGUAAAUACUAGUGAAUCAAAAGAUGAUAAUUUGAAUAAUUCAUCAGGGAGUUCAAAUUCUAUGGAACUUGUGUUUAACAUAGAUGAUGCAUGUGAUGAUGAUAUGGACAAUGUUGAAUGUGCAAUGAACGAAAACGAAAUAUGUAAAGAAAAUGAAGAAAUGGUUGUAGAAAAGGCAAUGAAUAAGGAUUUGUUGAAGCAACAAUUUGCUAACAUUACACCUUGCUUAAGCGGUGGACCUAAUUCGGUAAUUGAUUUGGACGAGGGUAUAACUCGACCAGACGAUGUAUCUCUAUUGAUGGAACGAUUUGCAAGGCACGCCUGCAAGAAAACGCCUCAGAAACACAAAAUUCAACUGAAUAUUACGAGCGUUUCCGGUGAUGGUGAUAUACACAAAGAAAAAUUGGCUGUGAAAAUAGAUGGACCUGACGAACCUGAGAUUAAUGAACGACCUGGAGUCCGAAUGGAGAAGCUUAGGAAUGAUUUACAGAUUCAAAUGGCACAGAAACGGGCCGAGAUGUGGAAGCAAAGGGUAAAACCGCCUACAAAAGAUGAAGAUAUGGAUACGUACGAAGGAGAGAGAGAUAGCUGUGGGGCAGAUGAUGACAUUUUGGAUGACGACGAGGAAGAGGAGUUGACUGAAACGGAAGAUGAGGACGAGGAGGAAGCUUUAGCUAAAGAAGCUAAAAAGGAUGUAACCAAAUCAGAAUUCUUUGAAGAAGAGGCUGAAGAAAGUGAUCCAGUUGAAGAAAGUGAGGAAGAUGAGAGCUCUGAUGAAGAGUUGCAAACGGACGAGGGUGAAAAGAAGCCUCUAAAGAGAAUUAUAAAACCGUUUGGUGACGAUUCUGAUGAAGAGGUGGCAGAAGAAAUUAUUGAAAAAACCGCAGCUAUUUCACCACCUGUCUGUAACGACGAUGAUGACAGUCCACCAGCAGCUCAACCCAACAACAACCUAAAAACUCCAAUCAGGCCAAAAAUUCCACCGAAAGCAGAUUUUGGUUUUCUGACGCCUGUCAAUCGUAUGACUUGCUUACAGAAUUUCGAUUCAAAACUCGCCAUUGAUUCCCCUGGAUCGCCAGCUAUAAAACUGCUAGAACCGUCCCCAUUAAAGUCCAUCAAUUGGCACAAAAAACUAUUCAUCGAACCCGAAAGCCACCAAACGCAAGAUAGUAUUGAGGAAUUGGCCACAAUAUGUUCAGGCAAAUUCAUUGCUACCCAAACUCAGCAGGUUACAGAGAAGGCUACUCAUAUAGAAUCAACGGAAACUGAGCCAAUCGUUGAAGUUGCAUCAACUCAAGAAUUGAUGGAGUUAUGUUCUGGAAAGUUUACCGGUGCUACACAGAUAGUUGAUGGUGCUACUAAGAUUGAAAGUAGUAACGAAAAGCCAUCUACUGUUGAGACUAUUACCCUUGGUGUAAAUAAAGAAAUUAAGAAUUUGGGAGAUGACAACGAAGAUAAAUUUAUAUCCCAGUUGCUCGACGAAGAGGAAAUGGAGCAGUUUAAGAGGAAAUUGAAUUCACCAGAAAAAAGUCAAGCAGCAAAAAAUUAUUUUAAUGAAACUGAAGAGGAAAAUGAGGAGGAAGAUGACGAUACGUUAGGGAAGAGAAAGAAGAAAUUGAAGAAGCGGAAAACGAAAGCAAUUGUGGAUUCAGAAGAUGACGAUGAUGAUGAGGAAGAUGUGGGUAACGAGGAGGAAUGCAUUGAUCUUCACGAUGAAGUUGAUAAUGAAGACAUCGAAGUGGAAUACGAUUCUGAAGAAAAUGAAAUUGAAGUUGAAAGGACUAAAGAUGAACCAAAGAAAAAAAUGAAGACGUCAGAUUUCUUCGAAAACGAAGCUGAGUUGUCGGAGUCCGAGUGGGGAAGUGCAGAUGAAGAUGAGAAGGAUUUAGAUCAGUUUGAAUUGGAACUAGGGGAUAAAGAGAAAUUCGAUGAAAACAAAGUUCGAAGCGAUCUUGAGAAAAUUCACAUGCGCCGAAUGCUGGAUGAUGAUAAUCGUGAAGUGAAGAUAUUACAAGAAAUGCUUUUGGAGGAUGGCGAAUUGCAAGGAACAGGUCGUCAAAGGCAAUUUAGGUGGAAAAAUAUAGAUAAUCAAACGGGUGAUGAAAACGCCGAAAAAGAAGCCAAUAACGAAGAUGCUACAAUUGACGAAGAUGAAGAAAAUGAGGAGCAGUGGAGAAAGAAACGUUACGAAAGAGAAGUGUUUUUAAGAAAUUCGCAAAAUUCACAAGGAUCUUCUAAAGAAUCUGAUGUAACAUUGAACAGUCAAGUGCUUAAACUGGGACAAAAGGCAAUCAUUCGAAAUCAAAAUAAAUCGAUGCUACAAGUGAAAGAGAAUGAUAAAGUUAAAGUGAAGCAACCCUAUUCCUUAUUGAAUCAACGAGGAUCGUUUUUGAGCAGAGGCGCGCAGGUUUUGGCCAGAGUAGCGGAAUACACAAAAGUCUCUAAUCCAGUAACGGGCGGUGCGAAGAACUCGAGGAAUUUUGUAUUUCAAACUGUGAAUAAUGAUCCCGAUGAAGCCGUUAAAAAGCGGAAGGCCCCAGCUGGAGAAACACCGACGGCUAUAAAGAAAAUUCGUUUGGAGAAUUUCAGUCCCGCUGUUGGAAAGAAAGAUUCGAAGAAGAAACUGUUUGGCAAUUGGUAGCUGGUUAAUACUUAUGAAAAUGUUAAACUAUUUAUAUAUGUUCUAAUUUUAUAUUAUUAAGGUAAA